AAUCAUAAUUUAGCGUAAUCAUCAACUGCACUAUCGCACUCUCGUCUAGUUUCAGAUUGAAUGCAGUUUAUGUAAUUAUAGCCGACGAUAAUCUACUACUUACAACAAAAAAAUUUGAUAAUUUAUGCACAUGACGAGUACAAAAAUAUAAACAUCCACAGGUGCAAUUCAGUGCAGUGAACAUAUCAUUUCGUGCCGGUGGUUUCGAUUACGACGAUUUAGUAUAUCCGUCCAUAAACAAUAAAAAUGGGGACUCAAACAAUAGAAAAACUGGACGAAAUGAUAUACAAACAUAUCCCAAAGGAAGUAAAAUUAUAGAAACAAAAAUCAGCAAUCUGACUGCACCCGGUGACAACUAUGGAAGCCAAAUUUAUAAAGUAGACAUGAAGGUAAAAAACGAAAGUGGAGAUAUAGGAGAUUUAAAUGUAGUCGCCAAGCAAAUACCGGACUCCGAGUAUUACCAAGAAGUUUUCAACAUCCAAGUUACUUUCAAUAUUGAAAAAGAGUUUUAUAAUACUAUAGUACCGACGCUGUAUGAGUUUCAGAAGAAAUAUAAUGUACCGGUUUCAGAUAGUUUUCCGAAAUUUUACGGAGCAAGGAAUAAUUUAAAUGGUGUAAAUAAUGUAGUUGAUAAAGAUGGUCUAAUUGUUUUGGAAAACUUAAAAGUUAAAGGUUUUGUAAAUUUGGAUAGAACCGUCGGAUUCGAUCUGUCAACUUCAAAAUUAAUUCUAGAAGACUUAGCUCGCUUCCAUGCCACUACAUUAGCGAUUAAACUAAAGGAACCUGAAACUUUCGAGAAAAAAAUUAAGCCUUACUGCAGCUGCUUCCUAAAACAUCCAGCGUCGUUAGAGUUAGAUUACGAAGCAAACGAACUAGCGUCAGUUUUAGAAGAAGCAGAAAUCGGAAGAAAAUUAAUGCCACAGUUUAGGAAAAGUAUAAAGUAUAUGGGAACAUUAAGAACGACUUUUAGGGAACCGUUUGCAACUGUGGUUCACAGAGACUUCUGGGUCAAUAACAUUAUGCUUCAAUUUGAGGAGGGAGCUGUUAAAAAUAUUAAAAUAGUGGACUUUCAGAUGUAUACUUACGAUACUCCUGCUACAGACCUAAUGUUCUUUCUGUUUACUAGUGUCCAAACGCAAGUACUGAAAAAACAUUUUGAGGAAUUGCUCGAACAUUACCAUGAGAUACUGGCUCAAACACUUUUGAUAUUUGGUUGUGAUAUUGCCCCGUUUACAUACGAAAAGUUAUUGAAAGAAAUCAGUGCGUGUAUGAAAACAGAGCUUGGAAAAAUGAUCUUUAUGUUGCUGUUCAUUAUAAGGGGACCAAAGGGUGGUCACCUUAACAGUGACCCAAAAGAAAUUCCGCAAUUAAAUGUUAGGCAUUUAAAUAGUGAAGAUAAGGAUAGGUUGUUUUGGCUUCUUAAAGAAUUCGAUAAAAGGGGAUGGUUAAAUUUUUAGAAUUUGUUAAAUAUGCAUAGAAAAAUUUGUAGUUUAUUGUUAGUAUAUUAUAGUAUAGAAACCAAAGAUUAUGUGUUAAUAGUUUUAAUAAAAAUGUAUAUUUUGAUACAAAACACA
Molecule: messenger RNA, 1574 nt
Organism: Diabrotica balteata
Lineage: Eukaryota; Metazoa; Arthropoda; Insecta; Coleoptera; Chrysomelidae
Source: the annotation of a GenBank genome assembly